This is a messenger RNA of Toxotes jaculatrix (banded archerfish), 3350 nucleotides long. RefSeq names its product cadherin 15, type 1, M-cadherin (myotubule) (gene cdh15). The coding region runs from base 174 to 2582 and encodes 802 amino acids. Gene Ontology annotation, cellular component: catenin complex; plasma membrane; adherens junction. The record is from RefSeq and is a predicted model, not a curated record. NCBI's taxonomy places the organism in Eukaryota, Metazoa, Chordata, Actinopteri, Toxotidae. Gene Ontology annotation, molecular function: cadherin binding; calcium ion binding. Gene Ontology annotation, biological process: calcium-dependent cell-cell adhesion; homophilic cell-cell adhesion; cell morphogenesis. The transcript is spliced from 14 exons.
GCAAGAGCAAGAGGAUAGAGAGAAGGAUAGAGAGGGACAGAUUUCAGGGUGGAAGAGUUUGGCCUUUUUGCCCAGCAGAGCCACUCAGGAGCCCAGUUCUUAGUGGAGGACCCUCAGAUCUUUAAGUCAUCAGUGGUCUCUUCAUGCUGAGUUUCUGAGUGCAGGUACUGAGGAUGGCGGGACAGAUGUUGAUGGUGUGCGUGCUGGUUACUCUUCUUUGUCAGGUGUGGAGCUCUGCAGAGCUUCAUCACAAUGAGAAAGAGUUGCAUGCUCAGGCCCUUUACCCCUGGAGAAAUCAAGGCAGGGGAAUGGUCAGGGUGAAGAGGGACUGGAUCAUCCCUCCAAUCAGAGUGCUGGAGAAUAGCAAGCAGGUUCCCGAAAACCUUGUCCAGAUCAAGUCGGACAAAAUCUUUACAGGUGAGGUGAUCUACAAGUUAGAGGGACCCGGGGUGGACCAGGAGCCCAAGAAUUUAUUUGAGAUUGACGAUAAAACAGGAAUGAUCAGGAGCAAGCGGCCACUGGACAGAGAGAAAUACAGCACUUUCACACUGAAAGCUUUUGCACUGUCUCCCAGUGGAGAGAGACUAGAGAAUCCUACCACCAUAGAGAUAGUGGUGCUGGAUCAGAACGACAACAGACCCGCCUUCACCCAGAACCAGUUUGUUGGCAGUGUCUCUGAGUUCUCAGUCCCAGGCACAUCAGUGAUGUCAGUUUCAGCCACUGAUGCAGAUGACCCAAUGACAGAAAAUGCUUUUCUGAGCUACUCUAUCAUUAGCCAGGAGAGUAUCCCUGCUAACGCUGUUACCAAGACUAUGUUUGGCAUUAACAACCAGACAGGAGCCAUCUACACAAGAGACGUAGGCCUGGACAGAGAGGUGGUGAAAAGUUUCAGAUUAAAACUACAGGUGGCUGAUAUGGGGGGCAUGGGACUAACAAGUGAAGGUGAAGCAAUCAUACAUGUAUCUGAUAUCAACAACCACGCCCCCCAGUUUAGCCCCACCUCGUAUAGUAUGACAGCAGUGGAGAACAGGAAGGACUUUGAGAUUGGCCGAGUGAACGUGACAGACAGAGAUGAUCGUGGAACGGGAAACUGGGAGGCCAAAUACUUCAUUGCCAAUGAUCCCAACAACAACUUUGCCAUCACUACAGAUCCUCCCACCAACCAGGGCGUUCUGACAGUGGUGAAGCCCCUGGAUUAUGAAGCUCAGAGUGAGUACGUCCUGAUUCUGACAGUGGAAAAUCUCAAUACUCUGAGCAACAAGGCUCCCAACCUCCCAGUGAGCACUGCUACGGUGGUGGUCUCUGUCAUCAAUGAGAACGAAGCUCCGCUUUUCAGGGAGGACCCUAUAGAGAUUGUGGUCCCUGAGUCUGUGGUUCCUGGGACACUACUGAAAAGCAAUAUUGCCUUUGACCCUGAUAAUUCUGCCCUGAGAUAUGAGAUUAGCAGAGAUCCUGAGAGAUGGCUGGACAUCAACAGGGAUACAGGAGACAUUACAGCCAAGAGAACCUUUAACAUGCGAUCUCCACAUGUUAAAAACCAUAUCUACAAUGCUGUUUUGAAAGUUACAGAUGCUGGUGGUGUGUCAACCACAGCCACAGUUGCCAUCACACUGAAGGAGACCAAUGACUUCCCCCCUCAGCUCUUUCCUCUGAGUGGUUCUGUUUGCAGGGGUGCAGGCUGGAGGAGUUCUGGUUUGGUUGUAACUGCAGUGGAUGAAGACCUUCCUCCGCAGGCUGCUCCUUUUGUCUUUGAAAUGCCAGAUUAUCUGUCAGUCAACUGGACUGUUGUCCAAGUCAACGAUACUCAUGCUUUGCUUCAGCCCCUCGUAGAGCUGGAGGAAGGAGAGUAUGCGGUCACAGUCCUUGUGUCAGACUCCGGCAGUCCAGUUUUGAGUGCUUUUGCUCAGGUCAAUAUCACUGUGUGUCUCUGUGACUCUUUCGGAGACUGUAAGUCCGAGGCAGGUGCUGUCUUUGGCUCCAGUGUGGGAAUCAGCUUCAUCGCACUCAUUAUCAUCAUGGCCAGUAUUGCACUCCUACUGCUGCUGCUCCUCCUGGCUGUGGCACUGACCUCCUGUGGGAGACGCCACCAUAUCAAGAAAGGAACAGGGCUGCUUGUUGGGGAAUCAGAAGACGACAUUCGUGAUAAUGUCUUCAACUAUGAUGAGCAAGGAGGGGGUGAGGAGGAUGAGAAUGCCUUUAACAUUGACAUGCUGUGGAAUCCCCAUGAUGCACCAUCAACCCCGGGGUCCUACUAUCCAGGGUCUGGCAUUCCUCGAGGCAAGCAGCCCCUCAGGAAAGAUGCCCCUCAUAACCUACCCUCCCCCACCUACCCAAGGAGGCCUCCUGCAGAUCCCACUGACAUCGAGGACUACAUCAAUGAUGGCCUGGAGGCUGCGGAUAAUGAUCCGAAUGUGCCUCCAUAUGACACAGCCCUGAUCUAUGACUAUGAGGGAGAGGGCUCACUGGCAGGUAGCCUCAGCUCCAUUGCUUCAGGCAGUUCUGAUGGAGACCAGGACUAUGACUACCUCAACGACUGGGGACCACGCUUUCAGAAACUGGCCAACAUGUAUGACCCACGUUAAGGUGAACAGUAUCCUCAUAGAAAGAAGAGUCACCACCAGUUAGGGAGACAGAUCACACCUUAGGUGUUUUUCUGGACACAUUUGAAGAGAUUUUAGUCCAGGACAAGAUUUGAUGUGUGCCAAGGAAAAAUAAAUGCUUUGCAAAACAACAGGCGUUUAAUCUAAUGAGCCUAAGGUUUUGUUCAGGAACAUUUGGACACAGCUGACAAAAUGGCUCGUUGCAAAGUUUUGUGGUUAGCUCGGGAAACGUGAAUGACAGUGAAACGCGAUGUGAUCAGUCACAGGGAAAGGGGCUGUGCAUGUUACAAGGCAAACAAAAUGUGUGUUGAAAUGUGUGUCCAUGUCUGUCUUUUGUUUUUCCUCAGACUUGGAUUUCUCAGUAAUGAUGCAUACAACAGGCCUGAGAUAUAUGAAAAAUAUUUUCAAUGUAUUUCUUUUUUAUAUAAGUGAUUAUUUUAUAAGAUUAAUUUGCUUUGAUAUUGAUUUUGUUUGAUUUUUUUUUUUAUCACAAAUCCCCCAUUCCAGCAUCUGUUUAACUUUUUGCAAGUCAUCUCAGCAUAAAAUAUUACUUAACAAUACAAACUGUACCACACAAUUUUCUGUAAUCAGAUUGUUUUGAGGUGAAAUCUUUGAAUGUUUUUUUAUAUGUUUAUUGAAUUUUGAUUUUACUGGUGUCUACAGAAUAAAUGUAGAUCUUUUAUUUAGUGUCUAUAUUGUUCAUUAUGAAAAAGGUUGUGCUAUGUUUACUCAUAACUCAUAUAUACACAC